GGCGGAACUGGCAGAUAUCUUCUGCGAGCUAAAGGUUGCUGUAUGAUCGAGGGGACUUAGAGAUUCCUUCGAUAGAACAAAUAUUUCCUAAAUUUACGACACAGAGGGUCUAGUAGAGAUCCGACAUCAAGCACAUAAUGGUUGUUGUGACAGCAGGGACUGGGGGCGCCCACAAAGUCCUCUUAAUAUCUGGAAAACAAAAUGCCUCAUCUACUACGGCAACACAGGGAGGCUUCAACCGGUCAAUAUCGGUUGUUCUCCCUUCAAGUCAAGUCUCGUCAGAUUCAGAUUCAAAUGGAUCCGGACCACCUCUUCGGAAAAGACAGCGACUCACACACUUGAGCCCUGAAGAAAAAGCACUUCGGAGGAAACUCAAGAAUAGAGUUGCUGCUCAGACCGCAAGAGACAGAAAAAAGGCCAAAAUGGGAGAGUUGGAACAGCAGGUUUUGGAACUUGAGCUGGAGAAUCAGCAGCUCAACCUUGAGAAUCGGCUGUUGAGAGAAAAGACCAGUGACCUCAUUACUGAGAAUGAGGAACUGAGACAGAGAUUGGGAUUAGAUACUUUGGAAGUUGAGAAGGGACAGGUUCAGGUGUUAGAGUCCAAUGUGAGCUCCAUGGGUUUGGGGAUCGGGUCUUCUGAGUCCGCAGCACUCAGGCUACGUGUGUCCGCAGCAGGUGCAGGCCCAGCAGUCCUCAAAUCCGAGGAGUUCGCCAUGGAUACUGGCAGUCCUGGCUCUUCAGACGCUGAGUCUGAUCUCUUGCUUGGCAUCCUGGACAUCCUCGACCCAGAGCUCUUCCUCAAGGGGGCCCUUGCCGUGCCCCAGGAAGCCCAGCUGGUGCUCGGUGGAGGCGAGGGAGUUCCAGUAUGCCCCGCCGCACCUGCAGCUCUGGGGCCCGCACCAGUUAAGCUGGAGGCCACUAAUGAACUGAUCCACUUUGACCACAUCUACACCAAGCCCGUGGAGGACGAGGAGGAGGAUGAGGUGGAGGUGCAGGAGAGUGUGCAGGAGGUGAAGCUGGAGGAUCAGCAGGAGGAGAUGGAAGACAAGGAGGAGGAGCUGGAGGAGGAGGCCUUCUCCCUGGCCCAGGAGGAGGUGGUGGCGUGUGUGGAGGAUGUCUCGGUGAAGGACGAGCCCGAAGAGGUGCACAUCCCCGAGGUGUCCGGCGCCACCGCCGCUGGGGUCAGCGAUGACUUCCUCUCGCCGGCGUCCCCCUCCCUGGCCGGCUACGGCAAGACUGCCUACCUGACAGACGCAUACAGUGACUCUGGAUACGAGAGGUCCCCGUCCCCUUUCAGCAACAUGUCCUCCCCGCUGUGCUCCGAGAGCUCAUGGGAAGACGUGUUCGCCAAUGAACUUUUCCCCCAGUUGAUCAGUGUCUGAACCCUAAACCGCCAUCAGUUUUUGAUAUUUAGUUUUCCUUCGCUGCCCUUCUGGGUGUAGUUCAAAAAGUGACUUUCUUUGCUUUAUAUUGUAAAUAUGUGAAGUCAUCACCCUAACUACCCUAGACUACACUGAAAGUCUAGAUGUAAAGUACCAACUCUUAUCAUGUGGCUGGUGUCAAGUGCAGUACACCUGUAUUAGCCUGGCAACAUGGGGAGUUUCCGUUUUCAGAUUAGAAAAUUAAUAUUUUAUCAGUUUGUCAGAUUUGCAGAAAAUCUAACACAUUGUAUAGGGUUCUAACUAAAUAUCACUCAAUCAACAAUCUCAAUAGUCUGAAAGGGGUCCCGGGGACUAAUUGUAAUCUGUCUAUUUAUUUAUGUAUUUAGUGUGAGUCGUCUGUAUGUAAUGUCAGAUACCAAAAUGCUUUACUAUGAAUUGUAUUAUUUGAAAUUCACAGCAUUCUCCUCCUAGCAUACUGCCCUGUAUUAAACUUCAAGCAUUGCAUAA
Alosa alosa (allis shad) is the source of this 1889-nucleotide messenger RNA. It is a transcript of the gene xbp1, whose product is annotated as X-box binding protein 1. Gene Ontology annotation, molecular function: DNA-binding transcription factor activity, RNA polymerase II-specific; RNA polymerase II transcription regulatory region sequence-specific DNA binding. Lineage: Eukaryota; Metazoa; Chordata; Actinopteri; Clupeiformes; Clupeidae. The record is from RefSeq and is a predicted model, not a curated record. Gene Ontology annotation, cellular component: nucleus.